UCUCUCCUCUCUCAAAAAGUCUGAAUUAUUGAAACAGCGCAGAGAGAGAAUGGAUCUAAUGAACGCAGUUCUGAACUUUGUGGUGCCGCCGGCAAGUCUGGUGAUGCUGGCUUUUGCAUGGCCGACUCUGUUUUUCAUUAGCACGUGUGAAUGGUUUUACAGUACCUACUUCAAACGUGACACCAUGGAAGAUAAAGUGGUUGUCAUCACCGGUGCUUCUUCCGGGAUCGGAGAGCAAAUUGCAUAUCAGUAUGCGAAAAAAGGCGCGAAUCUUGUAUUGGUGGCGCGAAGAGAGCAGAGGCUACGGGGCAUAAGCGAGAACGCAAGAAGAAUGGGGGCCCAGCAUGUGCUAAUUAUGGCUGCCGAUGUUGUUAAAGAAGAUGACUGUCGGAGAUUUAUCAAUGAAACUAUCAAUUAUUUCGGACGAGUGGAUCAUCUAGUGAAUACAGUGAGUUUAGGCCAUACUUUCUACUUCGACGAAGCUACAGAUACAUCUGUGUUUCCCAUUUUAAUGGAUAUAAACUUCUGGGGUAAUGUAUAUCCGACAUACGUAGCGCUGCCAUAUCUGCGUGAAAGCAACGGUCGUAUUGUUGUGAAUGCUUCCGUUGAGAAUUGGUUGCCGUUGCCAAGAAUGAGCGUCUAUGCUGCUGCUAAAUCAGCACUAAUGAACUUCUACGAGACACUGAGAUUCGAAGUGAAGGACGAAAUCGGAAUAACAGUCGCCACGCACGGCUGGAUCGGAACCGAAAUAACUGGCGGGAAAUUCAUGGUGGAGGAAGGCGCAGAUAUGCAGUGGAAAGAAGAAAGAGAAGUACACGUGUCUGGUGGGCCCGUGGAGGAGUUUGCGAGGCUAAUAGUGGAAGGGGCGUGCAGGGGAGAUCCGUACGUGAAAUAUCCGAGCUGGUACGAUGUUUUCUUCUUGUAUAGAGUUUUUGCGCCGAAAGUUUUGUACUGGACAUUUCGGUUUCUUUCGACGAAUGUUGGUGAGGGAAGAACUACUUCGUUUAUCGGAACUGGGAGGAAACUUCUAGAAGCUUCUUCCCCUCCGAGAAGACUUACCCUAGUGGCGGAGGGUUCUCCCGGAAGACUUACUAGCGGAAGUACUUCGACGUUUUCUCCAGCCAAACAGCAGAACAAGUAUGAGUGAAUGAGUGAUGAAUGAUUUUCUGUUUGUGUAUUCGCAUUUGCUACUUUUGUAAUGUUUGAACUAGUGUUUUUGAGAGCUGUAAUCGAGAUGAAUAAAGGUGGCGAAUUCCAAGAAACAUUGUGUGUUUUCUUUGUUUACAUUU
Molecule: messenger RNA, 1289 nt
Organism: Erythranthe guttata (spotted monkey flower)
Lineage: Eukaryota; Viridiplantae; Streptophyta; Magnoliopsida; Lamiales; Phrymaceae
Gene: HSD5
Product: hydroxysteroid dehydrogenase 5
Cellular component (GO): cytosol
Molecular function (GO): oxidoreductase activity
Source: RefSeq, a predicted model, not a curated record